Molecule: messenger RNA, 3383 nt
Organism: Ceratotherium simum simum (southern white rhinoceros)
Lineage: Eukaryota; Metazoa; Chordata; Mammalia; Perissodactyla; Rhinocerotidae
Gene: PDE1B
Product: phosphodiesterase 1B
Biological process (GO): signal transduction
Molecular function (GO): 3',5'-cyclic-nucleotide phosphodiesterase activity
Source: RefSeq, a predicted model, not a curated record
AGCCGCGCCUGUGUGCGGACGCUCGCCCGCCCUUGGGCGCUCCUGUCUCUGGGUGCCCCCCACUUCCAAUCGUUCCUCUGGGAGGGGGAGGAGUGGCUGCGGGGAGUGAGAGACGAGCGGGCAGGCAGAGGAGAAGGGAGGGGGGCAGAGGGAGGGGGACCGGGCCGGGGGAGGAGGAGAGAGGCGAGGAGGCGGCUCCGGCAGCGCGCGGCGGCGGCGGCGGCGCGGAGAGCUUGGACUGGGAGCCCAGAGCUCGGCUGGGCAGCGGGAGAGGAGGAGCCGCAGUUCCUGCGGCUCUGCCAGCUUGGGCCGAGCCUAGAGACACCGGCCUGGCUGGUCCACGCCAGCCGCAGACAGAGGCUGAGCAUGGAGCUGUCCCCCCGCAGCCCUCCCGAGAUGCUGGAGUCGGAUUGCCCGUCACCCCUGGAGCUGAAGUCAGCCCCCAGCAAGAAGAUGUGGAUUAAGCUUCGGUCUCUGCUGCGCUACAUGGUGAAGCAGCUGGAGAACGGGGAGGUCAACAUUGAGGAGCUGAAGAAAAACCUGGAGUACACAGCUUCCCUGCUGGAGGCCGUCUAUAUAGAUGAGACGCGGCAAAUCCUGGACACGGAGGAUGAGCUGCAGGAGCUGCGGUCGGAUGCUGUGCCUUCGGAGGUGCGGGACUGGCUGGCCUCCACCUUCACCCAGCAGGCCCGGGCCAAAGGCCGCCGGGCAGAGGAGAAGCCCAAGUUCCGGAGCAUCGUGCACGCUGUGCAGGCUGGGAUCUUCGUGGAACGGAUGUUCCGGAGAACAUACACCUCUGUGGGCCCCACCUACUCCACUGCGGUCCUCAACUGUCUCAAGAACCUGGACCUCUGGUGCUUUGAUGUCUUUUCCUUGAACCGAGCAGCAGAUGACCACGCGCUGAGGACCAUUGUUUUUGAGUUGCUGACUCGGCAUAACCUCAUCAGCCGCUUUAAGAUUCCCACUGUGUUUUUGAUGACUUUCCUGGAUGCCUUGGAGACGGGCUAUGGGAAGUACAAGAACCCUUACCACAACCAGAUCCACGCAGCUGACGUUACCCAGACAGUCCAUUGCUUCCUGCUCCGCACGGGGAUGGUGCACUGCCUGUCAGAGAUCGAGCUCUUGGCCAUCAUCUUUGCUGCAGCCAUCCACGACUACGAGCACACAGGCACCACCAACAGCUUCCACAUCCAGACCAAGUCGGAGUGUGCCAUCCUGUACAAUGACCGCUCGGUGCUGGAGAAUCACCACAUCAGCUCUGUUUUCCGGAUGAUGCAGGACGACGAGAUGAACAUUUUCAUCAACCUCACCAAGGAUGAGUUCGUAGAGCUGCGGGCCCUGGUCAUCGAGAUGGUGUUGGCUACAGACAUGUCCUGCCAUUUCCAGCAAGUGAAGUCCAUGAAGACGGCCUUGCAGCAGCUGGAGAGGAUUGACAAGUCCAAGGCACUGUCUCUACUGCUGCAUGCUGCUGACAUCAGCCACCCAACCAAGCAGUGGUCAGUUCACAGCCGCUGGACCAAGGCCCUCAUGGAGGAGUUCUUCCGCCAGGGUGACAAGGAGGCAGAGCUGGGCCUGCCCUUUUCCCCAUUGUGUGACCGCACUUCCACUCUCGUGGCACAGUCCCAGAUUGGAUUCAUCGACUUCAUUGUGGAGCCCACGUUCUCUGUGCUGACGGAUGUGGCCGAGAAGAGCGUUCAGCCCCUGGCGGAUGAGGACUCCAAGUCUAAAAACCAGCCGAGCUUCCAGUGGCGGCAGCCUUCUCUGGAUGUGGAAGUGGGAGACCCCAACCCUGACGUGGUCAGCUUCCGCUCCACCUGGACCAAAUACAUUCAGGAGAACAAGCAGAAAUGGAAGGAACGGGCAGCAAGUGGCAUCACCAACCAGAUGUCCAUUGACGAGCUGUGCCCCUGUGAGGAAGAGGCCCCGCCCUCCCCUGCCGAAGAUGAACAUAACCAGAAUGGGAAUCUGGACUAGCCUGGGGCUGGCCCAGGUCCUCACUGAGUCCAGAGUGUUCAGUAUCAUCAGCACCAUCCAUCGGGACUGGCUCCCCCAUCUGCUCCAAGGGAGCACAGAGGUCGCGGAAGAGACAACCCACCCGAAGGCCAAAUGCCAGAGAUUGUGGGGUUGGGGGAAGGGCCCCUCCCCACCCGACACCCACUGGGGUGCACUGUAAUCUCCCGGCAGCAAACUGGGGAACUUCAGGCUCCCAGUGGUCACUGUGCCCAUCCCCCUGCCUCUGGACUCCCCCCAUGGCCAGAUGGCUGGCUGGGUGGGGGAAGCUUCCUGGAGGCUUCCCAGGGCCUGAGGGGAGGGUCAGAGAUGCCAGCCCCCGGGCCCUCCCCCAUCCCUUUUGCCUCCAAGUUUCUAAGCAAUACAUUUUGGGGGUUCCCUCAGUCCCCCACCCAGAUCUUAGCUGGCAGAUCUGGGUCCCCCUUUUCCUCCCCUGGGAGGGGCUGGAAUAGGAUGGAAAGCUGGGGGUUUUCAGAGCCCUAUGUGUGGGGAGGGGAGUGGGCUCCUUCAGGGUACCUUUCUAGGUCCUGGGAAUGGGGGGGACAUCUUUACCCCAGAUUUGCACUGCUUCAGCCCCAUCCCCAGCCUGAGCCCCUGCAGUCUUCCCUCUCUCCCACUCUGAAAAGGUGACUGGGGGAAGAGAGGAGCCAUUGGGACCAGGGGCUGAGAGGAGGCCUUUCCUGGGGUCCCUGAGAACUUGGGACUGGUCCAGGCCCCUGGGGCUUGUCAGCCGCCCUGGCUGAGUCCUGAGCCCUUGGCCUCCUUCCUUUCCCCUGUGGCUGGGAGGCUGCCAUCCGACCAAUGUCUGUAAAAUGCUUUGAGGUCUCCCCAGCAAAGCACCUUCAGGAUGCUUCUUAGAGCACAGGCAGGAGAGACCAGCUGGGUUGGGUCCAGGGUGGUGGGGAGGGUGAGGUAUAAUGCAGUAAUCCUGCAUUGCCAACACAGAGGGUCCCUCCCCUCCUAGCACUGGCCCAGCUGCAGGCACCAAGAGGGCCCUCCCCUGGGACAAGUGGGGAGUGGGGGAUGCAAGGCAGAUGAGGAGGGGCUUAGGGCUGCCGCUGUCAUGUCCUCUGAAGAGAGCCCAGCCAGGCCCAAGCCCCUUCCUCUCCUCAAGCUCCUGUCGCCCCGCCUUGUCCCAAGAAAGGCCCAAGUCCAGCUGACUGCCCUCCUCCUUUGUUGUAAAUACAACCAUGCAUUUGUACAGUGGGCCCUGUGCGUGUGAAGUCCAUUCCACGGUCUCUUAGACCUGCCCCCCGACACUUGUCCCUCCUACCCCACUGCGAGUGGGGCAGAGACGCAUGUGACUCACCCCUGCCCUUGGUCUCCCCGAAACCUGCUAUAGCCAGAGAUCAAUAAAGAAGGGAGACCAGGCC